AUGUUUGCUGACUUUUGCUGCACGUUGACGAUUAUAAAGGAAGUUUCUAUCUAUCUAUCUAUCUAUAUGUUCUUUUCCUUCUUUCUUUCAUUCUUUCUUUAUUUAUUUAUUUCUAUCCCUCUAAGUCUCCCUAAAUUUGUUUAUAUGUCAGUUUCUCCGUCUUUUUCCUUUUCAUAUCUAUCUUCGUUCAUAUUUAAGUUUGUUUCUUUACAUCUAUCUAUCUAUCUAUCUAUCUAUCUAUCUAUCUAUCUAUCUGAGUCUUUUUAUAUAUGUCUAUCUGGUAGUCUGUUUCUAUCUCUAUCUCCUGUCAUAAUUAUCUUUGCUCAUAUGUGUCUGCUUCUUUCUUUCUAUCUAUCUAUCUAUCUAUCUAUCUAUCUAUCUAUCUAUCUAUCUAUCUAUCUAUAUGUGUCUUUCUUUCUCUAUAUCUCUAUCAUUUCCUUCUUUUUAUCUAUCUAUCUAUCUAUCUAUCUAUCUAUCUAUCUAUCUAUCUAUCUAGUCAUAUUCUCUUUUUUUCCGUCCAUCACACUCCCCACUAGUCUUUUCUUUUUUCUUUGUCUCCCUUCUUAUUCACUUUUAGCCACUGGAAGAGUUGGGACUUACCAUUCGUUUCUCUAUCAUUUUUUUCUCUAUCAUUCUUUUCUCUAUCAUUCCUUUCUCGGUAUCAUUCCUUUCUCCAUCAUUCCUUUCUCCAUCAUUCCUUUCUCAGUAUCAUUCCCUUCUCAGUAUCAUUCCUUUCUCUAUCAUUUCUUUCUCUAUCAUUCCUUUCUCGGUAUCAUUCCUUUCUCAGUAUUGUUCCUUUCUUGGUAUCACUUCUUUCUCCAUCAUUCCUUUCUCAGUAUCAUUCCUUUCUCCAUCAUUCCUUUCUCAGUAUCAUUCCUUUCUCUAUCAUUUCUUUCUCUAUCAUUCCUUUCUCGGUAUCAUUCCUUUCUCAGUAUUGUUCCUUUCUUGGUAUCACUUCUUUCUCCAUCAUUCCUUUCUCAGUAUCAUUCCUUUCUCCAUCAUUCCUUUCUCAGUAUCAUUCCUUUCUCUAUCAUUUCUUUCUCUAUCAUUCCUUUCUCGGUAUCAUUCCUUUCUCAGUAUUGUUCCUUUCUUGGUAUCACUUCUUUCUCCAUCAUUCCUUUCUCAGUAUCAUUCCUUUCUCCAACAUUCCUUUCUCAGUGUCAUUCCUUUCUCUAUCAUUUCUUUCUCUAUCAUUCUUUUCUCUAUCAUUCCUUUCUCGGUAUCAUUCCUUUCUCAGUAUUGUUCCUUUCUUGGUAUCAUUCCUUUCUCCAUCAUUCCUUUCUCCAUCAUUCCUUUCACAGUAUCAUUCCUUUCUCUAUCAUUCCUUUCUCGGUAUCAUUCUUUUCUCAGUAUUUUUCCUUUCUUGGUAUCAAGUAUUUCUCCAUCCUUCCUUUCUCAUUAUCAUUUUUUUCGGUAUCCCUUUCUAUCCUUUUCCCUUUUCUAUUAUUUAUUUCCAUACCCUUUCUUUUCUCUGUUAUUAUUCCUUUAUCUCAAUCUUUCCUUUCUCUGUAUCAUUCAUCCUCUGUAUCAUUACUUUCCAUGUAUUCUUUUUUUUUCUAUAUCAUCUUUAUCGAUUUUUCCGUUAUUUAUUCCUUACAUCAUUUAUUUCUCCGUGUUCAUCUAGGAUUCUUUCUUUCCCAUCAUCCCCUUGAAAUUUCCAUUAUUUGUCCUUCAAAUCUUUCUCGCCUAUAUUUCUUUAUUCCUUUUCCCUGCAUCAUUCUUUACCCUGUGUUCUUCUUUUUGUCAUUCAUUUCUCUCCAUUUUUCCUUUCUGUAUUCGCCCUUUCACUUUUCCAUUCAUUAUUUCUUUAUAACUUUUAUUCCUUCUGUCAUUAUUCUUUUUUUUUCUGACAUUCCUUAA
This is a messenger RNA of Acanthosepion pharaonis, 1860 nucleotides long. Lineage: Eukaryota; Metazoa; Mollusca; Cephalopoda; Sepiida; Sepiidae. The record is from the annotation of a GenBank genome assembly.